Molecule: messenger RNA, 1649 nt
Organism: Helobdella robusta
Lineage: Eukaryota; Metazoa; Annelida; Clitellata; Rhynchobdellida; Glossiphoniidae
Exons: 4
Coding region: 1-714 (237 amino acids)
Source: RefSeq, a predicted model, not a curated record
AUGAACGUCAUCAUCUUCUGCGUACGCUCAAUUGGCAACCGACGACUGCUGGCAGCUGACAAGACGAGAAGAUGCCGGACGGAUGAUGGUCAGGAUGCGGCGGGUGGCAAACACGACUGCGAAUAUCAAACAGCAGCUCCUCUUCCUCUAUCAUUUACCGUUAGACCAUGCUCGAAGGCCUCCAGCUACAAACAGCUCAACUCUUCUGCUUUCAACAACUCCACCGUCAUUAAUGAAAACAACAAAUUCUACAAUGAAUACACAAAAAACAAUCCAAAACCAUACAUUAACAAAAACGUUGUCAGAGACACCGGCUUCAACAUACAUGAUAACAUUAUGACGUCAACAACUAAUGCGAUCAACUUGAAAGACAAACCGGGCGUGCCUCAAUCUCAAACAGCUCACCCACCCGCAAACACGGAGCAAGAUGGAUCAAACACGGAGAAGACGGAUCAAGAAAUCAGACAUCGACACCACAACCGAAACUCACCACCACCUCGUUAUUAUGAAAACUCUAACAACGACAUCGAACAGCAAUGCUUCAUUCUCUCUCAACUCAUCAAUUAUCAAUCACCUUUCGUAGAAGAGGAAAUAAAUUUAUUAAGAAUUAAAGAGGAGGACAAGUCGGUCAAUAAUCUCUCGAUGAUCCUUCCAGGACGCGAUUGCUCGGCGUCCAUUAAUGAGCCACUUGUUGCCGCUGCCAAAAAUUCAUGAAAACACUCAUCAUUCAAAAAAUUGAAAAAUAAAAAAAUGUACAACUGUUCAAUUGUUAUUUAGAGAAUUUAAGAACAAUGUUGAACCUAGCGAGUAAUCUAUAUUUUUAUUCACUAAAAUUUCUGAAUCUAGUGUUUAAAUAUAGCUAAGUGGACGAUUCAAUGUUUUCUUUCUUCUCAAAUAUUUUCUAUGCAUUUAAUAUAAUUUUUAAAAUAACUUAUUUCAAACAUUAUAGUCUUUUCGAGGCACUGUUUAAGAGUCACACUGUCUUCAAAUGAUAUGUUAUAAUUAGAUUUCAAUAAUCUUUGAUGAAAAGAUUUUGAAUAAAAUAUUUCAAGUGGGCAAAAAUUGAUUCAUUAAGCUAGGGGUGGGCAAACUACGGCACAAAUCUAAAAAAAAGUUUUCACCGAUUAGAAAAAAUUUGCUAUUUAAGCCCAUAUGCGGCCCUCAAAAGGUAAAAUAGUUCUCAAUGCGUUUGUAUGAAAAUACAUAGAAUCGUAUUUGUCAAGAGUUUAUAAUUGGCGUUUAAUGUUAAUUACAAAGUUUUUAAAUUUAAAUAUUCAAAGAUGUAGACAUGCAACAAAAUGCCAAAAAGCCAUGUUAAUUAUGGCUGACACUUCCUCGUUAAAAUUGCUCAAAUUUUUGAAUGUUUGAAAACUGAAUGAGUUUGUCAAAAUUGCGUGCUUACCAUCGCAGUUUGGCAAUUCACUGUUUACAAAAGUUUUUCGUGGAAGCUGGCCAUUUGCUACUUUUUAUGUUAACACUGUUUAAUUUUGAGUAAGUUAUUUGAAUAUUUUUUUAAAAUGAAGUCUGAUUCCGUAAAUUUGUAACUGUUUAAAUAGUGCGUUUCUUAAUUAAACAUGUUGCUUUCAUUCUCCAAUUAAAUGUUCCUAUGAAAGUUUAACUCCGUUUAAUAAAUUAUCGUUUGUAUUUUA